AUGGUUGAAUAUGAGAGAGCACUUACUAUACAACAUAAAAUAUUUCCAAAUGGUCAUUCGGACCUAGGUGAAACUUUAGGUGGAAUUGGUUUGUUAUAUGACAGUAUGGGAAAAUAUAAUCUUGCUUUAGAGAAACAUAUUGAAUGUUUGAUCAUGAGUGAAAAAACACUUCCGAAAGAUCAUGUGCACAUCGCCGAAGCGUUGAAUAAUAUUGGUCUUUGUUAUGACCGUAUGGGCAAAUUCGAAUUGGCACUAGAGUACGACAUUCGCGCAUUAGAAAUGAAACAGCGUCUAUUCUCGCAUGACCACCCGGACAUAGCAACAAGUUUAAACAACAUCGGCUUGGCAUAUUAUAACCAUUAUGAUUUUGAAAAAGCACUUGAUUAUCAUCAACAAUCAUUGGCAAUGAAAGAACGAUGUUUACCCCAUAAUCAUCCUGAAAUAGCUGUGUCCUAUUGCAAUCUUGGUCUUGCUCAUCUGGCUCUAAAUCAUUUUGAUGAAGCACUUAUGUAUUACAUAAAUGAUUUAACAAUAAGUGAAAAAACAUUACCUAGUGAUCAUGCUGAAAUUGGUAUUAGUCAUCAUAACUUAGGUCAAGUGUAUCGAGCAAAAGAAAACGGUAGUGAUUUAGCUCUCAAACAUUACCAAGCAGCUAUAGAUAUCUAUAUGAGAAGUCUACCGCGACAACAUCCAUAUAUUGGUUUUUCAUUAAUUUAUAUAGCUGACGUGUUAUCUGAUAAAAACGACCUAUCGACUGCACUUCAAUCGGCACAAGAAGCGGUAGACAUUCUUCAAGCGACACUUCCUGAAAAUCAUCGACGACUCGCCGAAGCACUGUACAUUUUGGCGAAAAUCUAUCAGAGGCAACAACAACUUGAUGAAGCAUAUGAAUAUGCUUGCCGAGCACGGGAUAUCCAAUUGAAAACGCUAGACAGCAGUAAGGAAGAAGUACGGAAAACACUCGAACUGAUCGAAAGCAUUGAAGCGAGAAAGUUGUGA
Molecule: messenger RNA, 999 nt
Organism: Adineta ricciae
Lineage: Eukaryota; Metazoa; Rotifera; Eurotatoria; Adinetida; Adinetidae
Source: the annotation of a GenBank genome assembly